Messenger RNA from Bolinopsis microptera, 1024 nucleotides. Its product is annotated as peroxiredoxin-6-like. The transcript is spliced from 5 exons. Bases 60 to 713 code for a protein of 217 amino acids. The record is from RefSeq and is a predicted model, not a curated record. Gene Ontology annotation, biological process: cell redox homeostasis; cellular oxidant detoxification. Gene Ontology annotation, molecular function: peroxiredoxin activity. Lineage: Eukaryota; Metazoa; Ctenophora; Tentaculata; Lobata; Bolinopsidae. Gene Ontology annotation, cellular component: cytosol; mitochondrion.
AAAAUUGUCUAACCAACUAUUACUGUGCACUAGGCAAGGACCCAUUACAAUAACUUACCAUGAAGCUCGGUGAAAUCUUCCCUAAUGAGUCUGUCAGCACCACUCAGGGUGAUCUGAAAAUCCACGAUUAUUUUGGUGAUGGAUGGGGAAUCUUCUUCACUCACCCAGCUGAUUACACACCUGUGUGCACCACUGAGCUCAGCAUGGUCCAGAAGAUGGUUCCAGAGUUUACUAAGAGAAAUGUAAAGAUGAUUGCGUUAUCCUGCAACUCAGUGUCAGACCACGGAGGCUGGUGUGAGGAUAUCAAGGCUCACGGUAAUCUUGAGGAGGUUUCCUUCCCUAUCAUUGAGGACCCUAGCAGAGACCUUGCUGUUAAAUUCGGUAUGUUGGACCCGGACGAGAAAGACGCAGCCGGUCUCCCACUCACUGCUAGAGCUGUGUUUAUUGUUGGACCCGACAAGAAACUGAAACUAUCCAUCCUGUACCCGGCUACUACCGGCAGGAACUUUGAUGAGCUCCUCAGAGUUAUUGAUAGUCUGCAGCUUACUGCUUACAAGAAGGUAGCGACCCCUGCUAAUUGGCAGGCAGGAGGGGACUGUAUGGUCCUACCCUCGGUUAAAGGGGAGGAAGCUACCAAACUCUUCCCUAAAAUGAGAGUUGAGGACGUUCCCUCUGGCAAGCAGUACAUGAGAUUCACCCCCCAGCCUGAGUAACUCCGCAAGCAGUACAUGAGAUUCACCCCCCAGCCCGAAUAACUCUGCUGACGUUUUGUAAUGUCUGCUUUGUAAUGUCUCUUAAUGUUAAUUGUUUACUAUCUUAUAUUGUUUUAAAUGUAUUCAUGGUAGUUGGUUUUAAAAUUUAUUGGUUAUGAAUAUGAUUUUUCCUUACUUUACUGUUUAGUUAUAUGGUUAAAAGUUUUUGGCUAUGUUUUCUUAUUGAAUGAGCAAUCAUUUAUAGUCAUAUAUUGAGCAUACAUUUUGACAAUAUCCAUUUCAUUAUUGCGUUUAAAAUAUUUUGUCUGAAA